GCACGUCGCGGUGGAUUUGGACAGGGGACUACAUUGUUUUCAAUUUUCUGCUUGUCAUUGUUAUUUGUAUUCGAUCGUUCUAACUGCUAAGUGCAAGUAAAUUUCAAGAGCUUUCUCAGUCGUGGGCUCACUUUUCCCCAUGUUUUUUUCUAGAUUUUCUCGCUUACUCUUCCCUAGUACUCUACGUUCUUUCAGGCUAGAUGCGAGCCAUUACACUCAGUAGUAUGAGAUUUCUUCGUAAAGAUAAUUAGCCAGUCAUUAUCAUCUGGAAAGUAUUCUUAAAUGUCUUAUCUUGAAUCUUUUUCAACCUGUACAAAGGUGAAAAGAUGUUCCCAGUCAAUCUGCUCAGAAACAUUCGAAAAAGAUCUGAAAUAUCCCCGCCUGUUGGAUAAUUCAAGAAAUAAUAUAAUCCAUACUCUAUCAUUAUACAAUGUUGAUUACAGUUCAAAAAAUCGUUUAAACGAAUUUGAAAAUAUUAACAAUUCUUCAUGUAGUCAUGAUCGACUUGCUCAAUUAUCCGCUUUAAUUGAUCAAUGUUCACAUGGCGAAUUGUUGCAUAUAAAAAAAACUAUAAAGCCAUUGUUGAAACGAGAUUUUAUUGCAUGUUUACCUGUUGAAAUUUCUUUACAUAUCUUACAAUAUUUAUCACCUCGAGAUAUAUUUCAUUGCGCUCAAGUUUCCAAGACUUGGCAACUUGUUUGUGAUGAUAAUUUACUUUGGCAUCGUUUGUGUGUAGGUGCUGGAUUGUUUAACACAUUAUUCAACAAAUCUACAAUUAACUUUUAUUCAGGUACCCAACUGAAUUGUCUUUUGUGUGUAAAUAAGCCUACAAAUUCACUUUGUAAUGAAACAAAAUCCCUUAUUGAAAAUUUUAUCAUCAAUAAUAGUAUUAACACUAAUGAUGGUGACAAUUUUAAAGUACAUGAAUGUGAUGUGACCAUGAAAAAUGAUCAUAUUCAAUCCCUUGACACUGAUGGUGAAUCAACUUGUGCAUUAUCUUAUACUGGUGAUUCUUCGAACCGUUCUUGUUUGAAUGAGGUUAAUUGGAAGUCUUUAUAUCGUCAAGAUUUACAUACUCAGUGUAAUUGGAGAAAUGGUGGACCAUGGCAUCCUAUCAUUGUACCAGCUCAUCAUAAUCAUGUUAUCACUUGUUUAGAAGUAUAUGAAGAAUGGGCGAUCACUGGGUCAGAUGAUUCAAGUAUCUGUAUAUGGGAUAUUAAUACUGGGCAGUGUUUAAUUAAUUUAUUCGGUCACCUUGGGGGUGUUUGGUCAAUGACUGUCAUACCACGUCAAUUAAUAUUUCUAUCAGAGCAAAAACAAUUAUCUCAGCAUCCUUUACUUAUAUCUGGUAGUUGUGAUCGAACAGCUCGUGUUUGGCAAUUGGAUGGUCAACGUUGGCCUUGUAUAGCCACGUUGUUUGGACAUCAAUCAACCGUCCGAUGUUUAGCUAGUCAAAAAUUACAUUCUAGUCCGAAAUUUGUUGUUACCAAUUCGAACUGUUAUAAACGUUCGACAGAUGUGUAUAGUAAUGAUAAUAAUGAUAGUAUUGAUGAUAAUACUGCUAAUCAUACUAUUAAGAAUGAUAAUGACGAAGAUGGUGUCGGAGAUGAUGAUUCAGAUAAAGAAUUAACUCACAAUAUGUUUAAUAAUCAACAAACUCUUCGUAGUCAUGAUAGCACACCUAAAACGACUUCAAAUAUUCAUCAGACCAACAGUAGUAGUAGUAGUGAUGGUAGUAGUAAAUUGUUUGGUCCAAUUCCAUCAAACAGUGAGCCUAAUUCGACGAUUAAAAUGGAGAAACAACAGCAAACUUUUCAAAAUGGUCACUUAGUUGUUACAGGUAGUCGUGAUACAACUUUACGCCUAUGGAAUGUAGUAACUGGUGAAUGUAUACAAGAAUUUCGAGGUCAUCGUGGAGCAAUACGUUGUGUUCAGUUUACUGGUAAUCAAAUUGUUUCCGGUAGCUAUGAUUGUACAAUCCGUUUAUGGUGUGCCCUACAAGGUCAUUGUCUACGUGUUUUCAGUGCACAUACAAAUCGUGUUUACACUUUAUUAUUUGAUGGUUAUCAUAUUAUCAGUGGUUCAUUAGAUACAACUAUACGUAUAUGGAAUGCACAUACUGGUACAUUGAAACAAACAUUUUACGGUCAUCGUUCAUUAACAAGUGAACUAGCAUUUGGUUCUGAACAAAAUAUUCUUGUGUCAAGUAAUGCCGAUGAAACGAUACGAGUCUGGCAUAUGAAUAGUGGGAAGUGUGUACAUGUUCUUGCUGGACCUCAUAAACAUCAAUCAGCUGUUACAUGUGUUCAAUUAACUCGUAAUUUUAUAAUAUCAUCUGGUGAUGACGGUACGGUGAAAUUAUGGGAUAAGCAGUCUGGUGCGUAUAUUCGAGAUCUUUUACGCCUUGAUGGGGCUGGACGAGGCGGUGUUAUCUGGCGUAUAGUUGCUUCUGAAGAACGUCUAAUAUGUGCUGCUGGAAGUCGAAUUGGUAUGGAACCGACAAAAUUAGUUAUUCUACAGUUUCAAGAACCAAAUCUUUGUUCAAAACACUCGAACAAUUUUAAUAGUAGUAAUAAAAUAUUACCUCAUAUCUGUCGGCCUAGACAUAAAUAUGCUCCAGAACCAAGACUUAGUCAACUGAUAUGCACCAAUUUCAAUACAACCUAAUAUUUUAUCAUUAUCAUUUUUGUUGGAGAUAAUUAGGAUAAAUUUAUUCACUGUUUUAGAUACAUUUCAAUGAAAAAUCUUUUAAAAUUCAUAUUUUAUUGAAUUGUGUACAUAAAUCGGCUUGUUUACUCGUUUGGCCUUCGUAUUAUUGAUAAUUCUUUCUAAAGGCGAUAGAGUUGUCACCAACACAUUAAUCAAUAAUCACACAGAUAAUGGUAAAUUCGAGGUUCCAUAAUUGAUUGAUUCUAAUAUCGUUAACGUUUUGUGCAAAAGGUUCCAUUGAUAUUUUAAAAGAAAAUAUUUAACCAUGAAAAUCUAACCCCAUCUCUGGUGUUCGACCAAACUUAAAUACAUUAAUUAACGGUAAUAAUGAUGACUGUCAACAGUUAACGGAAAUUUCCGGAUUUUAUGGUUAACAUCACAAACUAAUUUUAGAUAGCGCUGGACAGCUAUUAAGACAAAACAGCUAUCCAAUGUUCCCCUACUUUCCAGUGAUGUUAACUACAUGAUAAUGGUUUUUCAUACUUACUAACACAAACCUUUCUACCCCCCAGCCGACUUAUUCCUGUCCCGAUCUUCUUUCUGAUUACAUUUUAUUUCAAUUCUAAUGCCAUGUUGCGCAACUCCACAGUUUUCUUGAUGAAUAUUCAAACCCUUGAAAACUAUUUAACCUUCUCAGUGACAUUAACAUCUCAUGCUUUUACACCUCUGUUACAAAGUUCAGUAAAUUCUCAACAUUAACGAGAUUUUCAAUUCUUACAUAUUAGAAAUAUAUUUUAUUAUCAACAGGCAUAUCGUUCCCCAUUCAUCAUGAAAAGUAGCGUAAUGAACGACAACUUCGACAUAUUAUAACGUGUUAAUUGUGUUAUAUUGCUUUUUUUUUGAGCCAUAUGAAAAUCACCUAAGAUGGUGUUUUGUUAAUAUAUUAUAUAAUUGUUAAGCCGAUUGUACACACAAGAGCAAAAAUGUAAUUGGCCGAAUUCCAAACCUAGAAUGAACCAACUAGAUAGCUUUUUGAGUCUUCUAAGUAGUCAGCAACUUGGUUCUUUAUGAAAAAACCUAGUAACUCUAAUAGGAAUGCUGUCACAACCUUAUCAAAUGCUUUAAAACCAUAAAGUGUUUUUUCUACCAUUUUUGUAAAUUAUUACAUGAUAUGGGUAAUAAAGUAAAAAUUCCAUAUUGUCGGAUUCUGGUCAGACAUUUUGUUUUCAAAUCGGUAACCUGAUUGUUAGGUGCCACUCAAUGUAAGAUCGAAAAUGCUUGGCCCAUAAUGGGAUGGUAUUUGUUUCUUACAAGAUAACAUAAUAUUUCCAUUUGGACUACGAUAUAAACGUCCCCACUGAGGUUUCAGCAUAUUUUCAAUUUACUAUCUCCCUACUAUAAUCUAAAAUAUAUGCGUGUUGAUUAACCUGGCAACUAGUGGUUUGUUCCCUCCUUCGAAUUUGGCUGGGACAAGCAAUUCAAUAGUACAUUCGCUUAGGUCUUCUAAAUCGACAGUUGUCUGGAAAGUAGAUCAGUGUUUGAGUAACAUGCAGAAGUAUAGUCAUGAAGACAGGUUAGUGUACAACGUGAUUACAGCACAAAGUUUAAAGCCUGAUGAGUGGAAUCGCAUACUAGUCAUAAGUUGAUUAGCUCGAUAGCAAUAUAACUAAAAGCAAGCUCACCGAAUUUAGACAAGCUCGACAAAUGGUUUUAGUUACCUCGGCGUUAGCCAGCCGCCAGUUGGGCAAUUUGACCAAUACACACAUUAUUUUCUUCAGAACAUUUAGUUGGAUUGAUGAGCACUUUGACCGUUGUCGAAAUACUUCCUCAUUUGAUUAUGGUUUUCCGGAAAUUGGUGACCACUUUUUUCCCUCAACACUAACAGGUUCGGUUGUUAAUGAGGAGUUACUACAUUAUAAGAAACCUACUGAGUUUAUUAACACAUCAGGCGUAUCCAACCAUCAUUGAUAUCGUCUAAAAACUCUGUACCUUUGACUCGUAAGUCAGUUCUUAAGUCUUGAGGAGUGCUGGCUGUUUAUACCUAG
Messenger RNA from Schistosoma rodhaini, 4694 nucleotides. NCBI's taxonomy places the organism in Eukaryota, Metazoa, Platyhelminthes, Trematoda, Strigeidida, Schistosomatidae. The record is from the annotation of a GenBank genome assembly.